CAACCUUUAACCGCAACAAUGACGACCUUGCAAAAGAUCAAAGAAAUCGAAGAUGAAAUGGCCAGGACGCAAAAGAAUAAGGCCACAAGUUAUCACUUGGGCCAACUCAAGGCGAAGCUCGCAAAACUUCGGCGCGACCUUCUUGAUCCCACAAGUGGAGGUGGAGGAGGCGGGGGAGGCGUAGGCUUCGAUGUAGCUCGAACCGGUGUAGCAUCUGUGGGGUUUGUCGGAUUUCCUUCGGUGGGAAAGUCCACCCUGAUGUCCAAAUUGACGGGCACCCACUCCGAAGUGUCCGCCAUCGACUUCACGACCCUCACAACAGUGCCUGGUACACUGAAAGUGCAUGGCGCACCCAUACAAAUUCUGGAUUUACCCGGUAUCAUUGAAGGUGCCAAUGAUGGUCGAGGUAGAGGAAGACAAGUCAUUGCCGUCGCUCGAACGUGUAACCUCAUUUUCAUUGUUCUCGACGUCCUGAAGCCUCUUAACGACAAGAGGAUCAUCGAAGCAGAGUUGGAGGGCUUUGGAAUCCGACUGAAUAAGAAACCACCCGCCAUUACUGUGCGGAAGAAGGAUAAAGGCGGCAUCGCGAUCACGAAUACUGUCCCCCUCACAAACAUCGAUCAUGAUGAGAUUAAAGCGAUACUGAGCGAGUACAAGCUUAGCAAUUGUGACGUCGCCAUUCGGCAGCCCAACGCUACGGCAGACGACCUCGUGGACGUCAUAGAAGGCAACAGAGUGUACAUUCCCGCCAUAUACGUGCUGAACAAGAUUGAUGCUAUUUCAAUUGAAGAACUUGACCUGCUAUAUAAAAUUCCUCACAGCGUCCCAAUAUCAUCGAAAGAAUGGUUGAAUAUCGAUGAACUUAUCGACAGAAUGUGGGAGCGGCUUGACCUUGUUCGAGUAUACACGAAGCCGCGCAAGGCUCCUCCCGACUACUCCCAGCCUGUUGUACUCCGCCGUGGACGCAGCACAGUGCAAGAUUUUUGCAACUCGAUCCACAAGGAAAUAGCGAAACAGAUGAAAUACGCCAUUGUGUGGGGUUCGAGUGCUAAGCAUGCGCGAGGGCAAAAGGUCGGGUUAGACCAUGUGCUCGAGGAUGAAGACGUCGUCCAUAUUGUGAAGAAGUAAAGAAGAGUUCAAGCGUUGUCAUUUUGUAGCUAUAGUGUAUAAGUCUAGCCUUGAUGGAGCACCCUUGAACACCACGAAUAUUUACUCCUGUCUGAGAUAUAUAAACGAUAAGCGUAGGAAAGCCCAGACUAAACCCACAGCGCAGUAAACGCUGGUCAUCAUAAGGGGCAGGAAGGCGAGGUUGGACGCCUCCGACUUCGUAAUCUGUGCGGGAUCUGGUUCCGGACAAGAGAACUCCCCCGCAAUGCAUUUUGUGGCUCCGGUUGCCUGCCUUGCGCCUGUAAUCCACGCCUCCAAGGCCGGAAGGGCCAUAACGAGUACCUGCAGCAAUAGGAAGCCGGCGAGGUAUAGCUUCUCCAGCAGGUCCAUUAUUACAGAUGGCAGGGAUCUCGGAAAUUCGUACAGACGCCGAUUGAGUGGCACGAAAAUCAAGGUCGCCCAGAGAAUGCUGCACAGAACUUCGACAAAUAUCUCGGCAGGGGUGAAAAGCAAUGGGAACAGCGAGAAGACGCCAGCGGCGCUGGCAAUGGUAAACGUUCUGAAAUAAGCGUAGCUUUCGGGAGCAAGUAGACUUAGUGGUACCAAGACCAGCAAAAUGGCUUUCUCGUGUACGUGCCAGCCAAACAUGUAAGACGUGUAUCCGCAGAGAGUCAGAGCUCCGAGGAAGGACUUGUACGUAGGCACGCGCGAUAGUUUCACAAGGAAUACCGUUUGGGAUAGCAAUGUGACUAAGAAUGUAUGUAUAGGCUUGACGUUUGGCAACACAGCAAAGACUGUGUCGCCGACUAGUCCCCUAGAUGUCGAAGCCACGCCGGACGCAUUCAGAGCAAGCUU
This is a messenger RNA of Gloeophyllum trabeum ATCC 11539, 1962 nucleotides long. RefSeq names its product P-loop containing nucleoside triphosphate hydrolase protein. The record is from RefSeq and is a predicted model, not a curated record. Gene Ontology annotation, molecular function: GTP binding; GTPase activity. Bases 19 to 1128 code for a protein of 369 amino acids. Gene Ontology annotation, cellular component: cytoplasm. The transcript has 18 exons. Gene Ontology annotation, biological process: cytoplasmic translation. Lineage: Eukaryota; Fungi; Basidiomycota; Agaricomycetes; Gloeophyllales; Gloeophyllaceae.